Messenger RNA from Blepharisma stoltei, 417 nucleotides. The record is from the annotation of a GenBank genome assembly. NCBI's taxonomy places the organism in Eukaryota, Ciliophora, Heterotrichea, Heterotrichida, Blepharismidae.
AUGCCUGCUUUGCUCAUUUUUCAAGAGAAAAAUGGCCAGAUCCCGAACCUUGUAAGAGAAAGACUGAAUAUUCCAGAAAAUGUCAUCAUAAAAUCAAAUAAAUCUGGCUACAUUUCUGACCAGAUUCUUAAUGACUACCUCAGAACAAUAUUGAGACGAGAAAACCAACUGCUGAUUUAUGAUCAGGCUGGAAGUCAUAAAACUAUCAUGAUUUCUAAUGCAAUUUCAGAUUUAGAUGCAACCAAAAUUGUGAUCCCUGGAGGGUGCACAAAGUAUUUGCAACCACUUGACGCACUGGUAAUUGCAAAUUUCAAAUCAAAAACAACAGAUUCAGAAUCAAAUUCCAAACAGAGCAGAUUGAAAGAAGAUCGAAAAGAACUGGAAACCUCAAAGCUCUUGAUCGCCAGCAACUGAUAA